Molecule: messenger RNA, 762 nt
Organism: Clupea harengus (Atlantic herring)
Lineage: Eukaryota; Metazoa; Chordata; Actinopteri; Clupeiformes; Clupeidae
Gene: rps5
Product: ribosomal protein S5
Biological process (GO): translation
Cellular component (GO): small ribosomal subunit
Molecular function (GO): structural constituent of ribosome; RNA binding
Source: RefSeq, a predicted model, not a curated record
UACCGGAAAUAGUUAGAGCGCUUCCUAUGUCAUCAGCGAAUCGCCGCCAUGAGGGCCUUUUCCGUCGUAAGGGAGUGCGGAGUAGAAUCGUGUACCCAAAAUGACAGACUGGGAGACUGCCCCCGCUGUUGCCGAAAGCCCAGAGAUCAAACUCUUUGGGAAAUGGAGCACAGAUGAUGUCCAAAUUAAUGACAUCUCUCUGCAGGAUUAUAUUGCCGUGAAGGAGAAGUACGCCAAGUAUCUCCCCCACUCUGGCGGCCGCUAUGCUGCUAAACGUUUUCGCAAGGCUCAGUGCCCCAUUGUGGAGCGUCUUACCAACUCCAUGAUGAUGCACGGCCGCAACAACGGCAAGAAGCUGAUGACUGUCCGAAUUGUCAAGCACGCCUUCGAGAUCAUCCACCUCCUGACUGGCGAGAAUCCUCUUCAGGUUCUGGUGAACGCCAUCAUCAACAGUGGACCUCGUGAGGACUCCACUCGUAUCGGUCGUGCCGGUACAGUCAGGAGACAGGCUGUGGACGUGUCCCCUCUGCGCAGGGUCAACCAGGCUAUCUGGCUGCUGUGCACUGGUGCCAGAGAGGCUGCCUUCAGAAACAUCAAGACCAUUGCUGAGUGCUUGGCUGAUGAGCUUAUCAACGCAGCAAAGGGUUCCUCCAACUCCUACGCCAUCAAGAAGAAGGAUGAGCUUGAGAGAGUGGCCAAGUCUAACCGUUAAAUAUGUCUGUCUCUUUUUACUGAAGGAGGAAAUAAAAUUGAUGGAAAUCA